UUAUUAUAGUAGAAAAUGUCUUCUUAGAGUUUUGGUUCAUAGAUGAGUCUUACCAUGCAUCAAAUGAAAAUGUGGGUGUGAAUACGAAAAUUUUGGCACAUCACUAUCAUUUUGAAAGGGGAGUACUUAUUUAUUAUAUGGGUAUGGGAGGUUAGAAUUCUCACGAAGCAAAUUCAAGACUCAUGGACUUUGAGCUGGCAAUAGGGACAACACAAACCUGUUCUCUAAUUUCCCCCGUAAUUAUCGUCCUCCUUGUUUGUAACUUCAAUAUUGUAGCUAACGAUAAAUACCAAAGCAUAAUAAGGACAAAUUAAGCAUGCAAAUUAUAAGAACAACACACACCUCACAAACAUUGCAUCAAGUUAAGCUCAGUUGAGAAGGGAUAAAAAGAGACUCUACCAAACAGUUAGAACAUCACAAUACAAAAGAAAUGGUAAUGAUGAAAGAGAAUAUUAUUGAAGUGAAGCUUGGAAGGAGCCAAAUGUCUAUGGUAGAAGGUGAGUUCCAAGGAACAUGGGGUGUCAAGAGACGACGAAGAGAGGUUGCUGCAGCAGCAAGCAGCCGUGAUGAUAACCACCACCAGCAGUCACCACAGCAAGAAGUUGGUGAAAAUUCUUCAAUCAGCACAACAAAGAGAAGCUCAAGAUUUCGCGGUGUUAGCAGACAUAGAUGGACGGGUCGGUAUGAAGCUCACUUGUGGGACAAACUCUCUUGGAACAUAACACAGAAGAAGAAAGGGAAGCAAGUUUACCUUGGGGCUUAUGAUGAAGAAGAAUCUGCUGCCAGAGCAUAUGAUUUAGCUGCACUUAAGUAUUGGGGAAAUUCAACUUUCACCAAUUUUCCAAUAUCAGAUUAUGAGAAAGAGAUAGAAAUAAUGCAGACUAUGACCAAAGAGGAGUAUUUGGCCACUUUAAGGAGAAAGAGCAGUGGCUUUUCAAGAGGUGUAUCAAAGUAUCGGGGUGUUGCAAGGCACCACCACAAUGGUAGAUGGGAAGCAAGAAUAGGAAGGGUUUUUGGAAACAAAUAUCUCUACCUUGGCACCUACAGCACCCAAGAAGAAGCUGCGCAUGCUUAUGACAUAGCAGCCAUUGAGUACAGAGGAAUUCAUGCUGUAACAAACUUUGAUUUGAGCACUUACAUAAAAUGGUUAAAGCCUUCAGGAGGAGGCACCCCAGAAGCAAAUCUUGAAUCACAUGCAGUACUAGAGCAUCAAAAGUUGGCAUCCCCAUCUAACUAUGCUCUAACAGAAGAGUCUAAGUCUUUGGUCCUUCACAACAGUUUUAUCAGUCCAGAUUCUCUGGAUUCACCUGUAAAGCAUGAAAGUUUUGGAAACAAAACCUACCAAUUCUCAAGCAAUAAGUCAUCUUCUCCCACUGCACUUGGUCUCCUUCUGCGCUCUUCGCUAUUUAGAGAAUUGGUUGAAAAGAAUUCAAAUGUUUCUGGAGAAGAAGCUGAUGGGGAAGUCACUAAGGAUCAACAGCCACAAAUAGCUAGCGAUGAUGAUCUGGAUGGAAUCUUCUUCAAUAGCUUUGGUGAUAUUCCAUUUGUGUGUGAUUCCACCAGAUACAACUUGGAAUUUCAGGAAAGAGAGCUGCACUCAAUAUUUUGAACAUAGAUUGUGUAGAUUUUGCCCUCAAUUUGUCUUGAUCUCAGUUCCUUCCACUUUUAGACAAGAGAAUAAUGAUAUUUGUUAAAAGAACAGGCUUGAUAACAGGAACAUGUACAUGGAAGUUCUUCUUAACAAAAAGCAAUCCCCUCAUGUUAUGUUUCAAAAUAGGUUUAAAAUUGUGUUUUUGGUUGUUGCUGCAUAAGGGUGACCGUUGAAGGCUGAUGCAGGUCAAUUGCGAUUGCUGCAGUCCAUAAUCAAGGUCUAGUGUAAAUAGUUAAAUUGCAUCAAUACAUGCUUUUCAUUGUAUUGUGUAAAUAAGUAAAUCAAACAUUAAAAAGAAAGUAUAUUAUUACACUAAA
Molecule: messenger RNA, 1968 nt
Organism: Glycine soja
Lineage: Eukaryota; Viridiplantae; Streptophyta; Magnoliopsida; Fabales; Fabaceae
Product: ethylene-responsive transcription factor WRI1-like
Exons: 8
Coding region: 431-1609 (392 amino acids)
Biological process (GO): regulation of DNA-templated transcription
Molecular function (GO): DNA-binding transcription factor activity; DNA binding
Source: RefSeq, a predicted model, not a curated record